UAAUUUCUCUGGACACCUUUUCCUCAGCUACCAGACCCAACACAUGGCACAGUUUACGGAGAGCUUCCAGAUACAGUACAGGCACCUUUGUUCAGAAAACUCACGGGACUGCAAUCCUUUCAUACUGAACAUGCUCGCAAAAGUGGAUGAAGAUAUUAAAAACGGACAAGAGGAAGAAAUCACAUUACACAUUGGUGGUAACAAUCGCUUAGUCCCAGUACAAAGAAUAACAGGUGAAGAUUUUUGGAUUCUUUCCAAACUUUUAAGGAACCAGUCAUGGAUCAAUGGUGUGGAUGUGAGGUAUAACCUCAUAAGCGAUGUUGGUGCCUACUGUGCUGCAAAACUGCUUCAGAAACAACCGAUUAUCACUUACUUAAACCUUAUGUUUAAUGAUAUUGGACCAGACGGUGGAGAAAUUAUUGCUAAUGCGCUACAUAAAAACAAAACUCUCAAAUACUUGAGAAUGACUGGAAAUAAGAUUGAAAAUAAAGGUGGCAUGAUUUUUGCGUCAAUGCUGCAAGUUAACACAUCCCUGGAGAAACUGGAUGUGGGUGACUGUGACCUGGGACUGCAAAGUUUGAUAGCAUUUGCUACAGUACUAACUCAAAACAGAAAAAUCAAGGGAAUAAACCUGAACCGGCCUAUACUGUAUGGAGAACAGGAAGAGUCUACAGUCCACAUAGGCCAAAUGUUGAAACAAAAUCAUGUCCUUAUUGAACUACAUUUAUGUAAACACGAUAUGAAAAACUUUGGUAUACAACAACUAUGCAAUGCACUGUAUCUGAACUGUAGCCUACGCUACCUUGAUGUCAGCUGCAAUAAAAUAACUCGUGAUGGAAUGGUGUAUUUGGCUGAUGUUCUGAAACGCAACACUACUCUGGAAGUAAUAGAUCUUUCUUUUAACAGAAUAGAAAACACAGGCGCAAACUACCUCAGUGAAACUCUAACUUCCCACAACAGGAGUCUUAAAGCAUUAUCUGUAGUCAGCAACAAGAUAGAGGGAGAAGGGCUCGUUGCACUUGCACGAUCAAUGAAAACAAACUCUGUUUUAACUAGGAUCUACAUUUGGGGAAACAAAUUCAAUGAGGCUACGUGUGUGGCAUAUUCAGAUUUGAUAAGGAGUGGCCGGCUAUUGUCAAAUAAUACAGAUGUGGAGCCGUAUACGGUGGAUCAGCGUGUCUACCUCGCAGAGGUCUCCAAUGGCCUUAAGCGGCAUUACUAUUGGACACCGACUUACAGAGACUCUUAUAAAGAAUCAUCCUCUGCAGGCUAUGCCCUUGUUCCUGUUGGCAAGCAUCUAUAA
Messenger RNA from Psammomys obesus (fat sand rat), 1303 nucleotides. It is a transcript of the gene Lrrc34, whose product is annotated as leucine rich repeat containing 34. The transcript has 11 exons. The record is from RefSeq and is a predicted model, not a curated record. The coding region runs from base 44 to 1303 and encodes 419 amino acids. Lineage: Eukaryota; Metazoa; Chordata; Mammalia; Rodentia; Muridae. Gene Ontology annotation, molecular function: protein binding.